CAAGUUUCAGAAUUCUCUUGAAAAUAAAGAAAAUAUAUAAAAUAUAAUAACAGGUCAGAUGUUCUAUCUCAUAUGUGCUGAAUUCUCUCUUCCAUAGCAGGGGAGGAAAAAAACACUAAAUCUCAUUCGAGUGAUAACACAACAAAGAUGGAUGUUCAUUCUGCAGUCGAGACCUUUCUCCUUCAUCUUCUGCUUGUUCUUUGCAUUCGUGGAAGUGGAGGAGCUAGGGAGAUGACUAUUCCUAUGCAAAACAGCAACGUCUUGAGACUUCCGAGCAUGGAUCAUCAGGUUCAUGCUCAUGCUCAUGCUAAUUCCAAGUCGUCUCAUAUGGACCAUAUGGACCCUUCGUUGAUAGUGUUUUUCACCUUGAAUGAUCUUAAAGUAGGCAAGAAAAUGCCAAUCUUUUUUCCAAUGAAAGAUUCUUCAACUUCUACAUUGUUACCUAGGGACGAAGCAGAUUCCAUUCCUUUUUCAUCCAAACAACUCCCACAUCUCCUUCAAUUCUUUUCUUUCUCUGAAGAUUCUCCUCAAGCCAAAGCCAUGCAAAACACACUCAGAGAAUGCGAGGUUAAACCCAUUAAAGGAGAAACUAAACAUUGUGCUACAUCUGCAGAAUCCAUGCUUGAUUACGUACGUGAAACCCUUGGAUUAAACACCCAAUUCGAAGUUUUAUCUACAACCCACAUCAUCAAAUCAAGUACCCUUUUAGACAAUUAUACUAUCUUAGAAGAACCUAAGGAGAUACCAGUUCCAAAGAUGGUGGCAUGCCAUACCCUGCCAUAUCCUUAUACUGUUUUCUAUUGCCAUAGCCAACAGACGGAGAACAAGGUGUUCGUAGUUUCAUUAGCAGGCGAGCAUGGAGGAAGAGUGGAUGCCGUUGCUGUUUGUCAUAUGGACACUUCUCAAUGGAGUCGUGAUCAUGCAUCGUUUCGCGUGCUUGGGAUUGAACCAGGAUCAUCCCAUGUUUGCCAUUUCUUUCGAGGAGAUAAUUUUGUGUAUGUUCCUACCAUGCCUAUGAUCCAACAGAGUAUCUAACUGUAUUUGCUAUCAGCUUCAUAGCCAUAGUAUACUACUUUGUGCUGAUGUCCCUCUGCAAAAUUUGUGCCAAUAAGAAUGAAGACAGAAUAAUGCCGUUUCUA
Ricinus communis (castor bean) is the source of this 1139-nucleotide messenger RNA. RefSeq names its product BURP domain-containing protein BNM2A. Lineage: Eukaryota; Viridiplantae; Streptophyta; Magnoliopsida; Malpighiales; Euphorbiaceae. The transcript has 2 exons. The record is from RefSeq and is a predicted model, not a curated record. The coding region runs from base 148 to 1035 and encodes 295 amino acids.